Messenger RNA from Paramecium primaurelia, 669 nucleotides. Lineage: Eukaryota; Ciliophora; Oligohymenophorea; Peniculida; Parameciidae. The record is from the annotation of a GenBank genome assembly.
AUGAAAAGAAAAGAUAUCAAUAACUCAAAAUUGGUUAAUAAAAUAUAUCUUGCAAAUAUAUUGAUGCUCUUGAAGAAAGAGUUGAAGAUAUUAAUGAAAUCCAUUAAUAAUAGGAUUUAAAAAUUGUUGAAAAUAAAGUUGAUGAAAUCAUUUAAUAAAGAGCACAAAAAUUUGAAUAUAGAAAAUGCAUUAGAAUUUAUAGGAUUUGGUUUGUUAAAUGGUAUUUAUGAUUCAAUGAAUAAAAAAAUCAUAAUUGCAAGUGACAAUCGUAAAACAUAGCCAUUAUUAGUAGAUAUUCCAAAAUCCAUCUAAAUUGAUUAAUUAAUUAAUUUUGCCUAAAAUCUAUUAAUUAGAGUAAAACAAAUUAUAAAUAUUAAUCUUUUUUAAUUUAAUCAAAUAAUGAAACAUGUGUUUUUUUUUAUGAGGAAAAAGAUCAAAAUUAAGUUAAGUUAAUUUAAAAUAAACUAUUUUAAUAUUAAACAAUAAGAAAAAUAUUUAUUAACUAUGAUAGAAUAUAUCAUAGAUAAAUAUAAUAAUCAAUUAAAAAUCUAAUAACAAAUUUUAGCAGAAUUAUAAGCACAUAAAUUCUAUAUUAGAAUGAUUAAGUUGGAUUAGAUAUAAUAUAUAUUUAAGAAUUUUUAAAUGAAGGUCAAUUUACUUAAUUGUUGA